AUGAUUUAUAGUAGGUGUGCUGCUUGCAAGAGUCAAAGAAGAAGGUGCCCUCCUGAUUGCAUUUUCUCUCCAUAUUUCCCUCCCAAUGAUCCUCAAAGAUUUUCUUCUGUUCACCGUAUCUAUGGUGGUAGCAAUGUUGGAAAAAUGCUUCAGCAAUUGCCUCACUAUGUACGACACCAAGCUGCAAAUUCUAUGUAUUUAGAAGCACAAUGUAGGGUUCAAGAUCCUGUUUAUGGAUGUGUUGGGAUUAUCUCUAAAUUAUCUCAACAAAUUCAAGAUACAGAAGUUGAGUUGGCAAAAAUAAAAACUCAGAUUGCUUAUCAUAAACUCCAUAAUCAACAAUUUGAUUCUUAA
Medicago truncatula (barrel medic) is the source of this 354-nucleotide messenger RNA. Its product is annotated as LOB domain-containing protein 24. The transcript has 2 exons. The record is from RefSeq and is a predicted model, not a curated record. NCBI's taxonomy places the organism in Eukaryota, Viridiplantae, Streptophyta, Magnoliopsida, Fabales, Fabaceae. Bases 1 to 354 code for a protein of 117 amino acids.